Molecule: messenger RNA, 909 nt
Organism: Oikopleura dioica
Lineage: Eukaryota; Metazoa; Chordata; Appendicularia; Copelata; Oikopleuridae
Source: the annotation of a GenBank genome assembly
AUGGUAGAUGAGAAAAUUGCGGCUCUAGCGGCAGAGUAUGAAAAAGCAAGAAAACAGAAUAUUCAGUUGAGAGAGGCUCUCAAAGCAAAAGACAGACGGAUUCAAGAGCUAGAAUCAAAGUCAGCCGGUGGCGAUGCUUCCGGCCUUCGCAAAGAAAUCCUCUCUCUUCGAUCAGAACUAGACUCUCACCUCUUUGAACACAACAAGCAGAUCUCCGAUUUAAACGGACAAAUCGACAGGCUAAAGCAUGAAAAUGCCGAACUUCUGGAAAAGCAAAAAGAGCCGCCAGAGACUUUCGAACUGGCGAUUCAAACUGAGAAUUUAUUCGAAGAAGAUGACCAGGCGGAGAUUAAACGGUUGCAAGGUGUUAAUGUAGAGCUCUCAGCGGAGAUUGCGGAAUUGAGGAAGAAGCAUGAAGCGGAAAUCAGCGCGAUAAUGCUUUCAAAAACGCUCUCGAAUAAAAAUCCGGUCAGCUUGCCUCAAGAACUGAAGAUCAUCGACGAGUCCGACUUAGGCACGGUGAAAAACUGGUCCGAAAACAAUGUCUACGGCGUGGAGACCUUCUAUCAAAUUAGAAUCAAUAACUUGAUCGAAACAAUUCAACAUAUGCUCGCAUCAACAUCUCUCAGCAGGGCUGAAAUGAAUGCAAGUUGCAACCGACUACAACACACCGAACAACAGCGUCUCUCUGGAAUCAAUCAGCUACGAGAGGAACAAGAAACAAGGAGAAAACUCGAACAAGAGCUCGAUACCACGAGAAAAGGAUACGAGGCUCAGUUGAAUACGAUGACAGAAGAGCUGGCGCAGUAUUUAAACAAAGCCGAUGGCCUAAACGGGACAUCAGAAGUUGCGACAAACGAAAAGAAGAAACGUGGAUUCGGCGCGUUCUUCUCCAAAAGUUCAACAUAA